Molecule: messenger RNA, 1097 nt
Organism: Meloidogyne enterolobii
Lineage: Eukaryota; Metazoa; Nematoda; Chromadorea; Rhabditida; Meloidogynidae
Source: the annotation of a GenBank genome assembly
GGAAAAAUGUUGGGCUGGGCUUUGGGUCGAAAAGCAUACCUGUCAGAACUGGCCGAAAUAAGAACUCUCGGUAAUUAUCCGUUAUAUACCCACAAACGUGCCUGCCGACUUUGAUAGGCUAAACUUUUUUGGGCUUGAUCCAAUUCACAUGAAAUUUAUAUCCUUCGAUAGCCCUGAUAAGCAGAGAUAGCAAAAUGGAUAGUGUUAGACAUUUUUCAUUUAAAUUAACCAAUCUAUCACGAAUGAUAGAUCCGCCUUUACAAGUUCCGCUUUUCAUUUUUUCCGCGCUCCUCGGCCUUCGAUUUUUUAAUUAAUAAAGAAAGACCCUUCUCCAAAAUUAAUAAAAAAGAAAGGCUCCUUCCAGAUAUCUGAUAUCUACGUUUUUAUCAAUCUAAUAGAUAAUUUAAUAGUUUAAAAAUAUUAUUUAGCUAACAAUUUUAAUUAAAUUUGAUAGUUUAAACUUAAAAUUAAAAUGACAAAUAAUAUCCAAAUAAAUAAUUCAAUUCCUUCAAAUUUAAUUCUUUCAAAUAAUUAUUGUGAAGAGGAAAACAAAAAUACUUUUAAUUUUGAUAAAUUUAUUAACCCAAAAUUAAAAUUACAAUAUAUAUUAGAAUACAAGUGGAUUACUUUUGGUUAUAUAAUUAAUGAAUUGGCUAAUGGAAGUAUUGAAUUUAGAAAAAUUUUAGAAAAUGGGGGAUUCGUUGAGAAGGUAAAAUUUAAAAAUUUGGUUAUGCAUAUUUUUAAUAAAAUUUAUAUGGAUGAAUUUUAGAGCUUGGAAGAGAUAUGGAUAAAUAUCCCUCAAAUCCAAUUCCCCGAUAUCCUAAUCGAUCCCCUGAUGUCCUCUUAUUCUCUCGAUAUCCCUCGAUGUCGCUUUUUUUCCUUCAAAUUUCAGAAAAAAAUUUUGAUUUCAGAUUUCCGACUUUUGAGCCAGUUCCAAUUUUCGGCUUCUUCGAUUUCCGACACCUCGUAGAAUCUGUGGUCCGUUAUUAUGGAUGUGUACCAUAACUCUGUGUGAGUAGAACUCCAUAUUGUCAAAAAAUAUUUUGCGGGAAUAAAGUGAACCUAUUGAAAUAGACUCAUGUAUAUAUGGGAGGGAG